Magnolia sinica is the source of this 2516-nucleotide messenger RNA. RefSeq lists its product as uncharacterized. The transcript is spliced from 16 exons. The record is from RefSeq and is a predicted model, not a curated record. Lineage: Eukaryota; Viridiplantae; Streptophyta; Magnoliopsida; Magnoliales; Magnoliaceae. Gene Ontology annotation, molecular function: S-adenosylmethionine-dependent methyltransferase activity. The coding region runs from base 65 to 2401 and encodes 778 amino acids.
AGACUCCAAAACCCCCUUCUAAACCCUCAUCGAGUGCAACUCCACUGAGAGAAGAGGGGCAAAAAUGUCAAAGAAAAUGGCAGACGCAGAGCUUCUGAGCAGCCUAGACGACUUCACGAGCCGCGAGAACUGGGAGAAGUUCUUCACCGUCCGUGGCGGAGGGGACCAACCAUUCGAGUGGUACGUCGAGUGGCCCAGCCUCCGUGACCCGCUCCUCUCCGUGCUCCACACCCUCGACGCCGACUCGUUACAGAUCCUCGUGCCGGGCUGCGGCAAUUCCCAGAUUUCGGAGUUCCUCUACGACGCCGGCUUCCGCCACGUCACCAACAUCGACUUCUCGAAGGUCGUCGUAUCCGACAUGCUCCGCCGGCACGUGAGGGAGCGGCCCGAGAUGAAGUGGCGCGUCAUGGACAUGACCGAUAUGCAGUUUGCAGAUGGGUACUUUGAUGUUGUUCUUGAUAAAGGGGGUUUGGAUGCUUUGAUGGAACCAAAACAUGGUCAGAAGCUGGGGAGUAAAUAUCUUUCAGAGGUUAAGAGAGUCUUGAGAUCAGGGGGGAAAUACAUUUGUCUCACCCUGGCUGAGUCUCAUGUUUUAGGGUUGCUUUUCUCAAAGUUCAGAUUUGGAUGGAAAAUUAAUCUCCAUGCUAUACCACACAAACUGAGCAACAAUCCCAGCUUCCAAACCUUUAUGGUGGUUGUUACAAAAGAGAGUUCUUGCAUUUUGAAUCCAAUUGUGUUGUCAUUUGAGCAAUCCUCCCUUGAUAGUAACGAAACUCAGGCCCGUGGUUUAUUGCAAGUACUUGAAAUUGAGAACAAGAUACGGAAUGAAUGCUCCUCUGGUGUUGAUAUCCUGUACUCUUUUGAAGAUCUGCAACUCGGAAUUAAGGGAGAUUUGAAGGAGCUCAGCCCAGGUCGCAGGAUUCAGCUUACGUUGGGUGAACAAGGGGAUUCCCUUUUCAGCUACAAAGCUGUACUUUUGGAUUCUCCGCAACAGUCUUAUCCAUUUGCAUAUCAUUGUGGAGUCUUUCUUGUGCCUAAGACUCGAGCUCAUGAAUGGCUCUUCUCUUCAGAAGAAGGACAAUGGGCAGUAGUGGAAAGUUCAAAAGCAGCCCGGUUAAUUAUGGUUUUCUUAGAUGCACGACACACCCAUGCCAGCAUGGAUGAUAUCCAGAAGGAUCUGUCUCCACUUGUUAAAAAUUUGGCACCUGGAAAACCUGAUAGUGGAGCUCAAUUCCCGUUCAUGAUGGCGAAUGAUGGGGUCAAGCAGCGGAAUAUCAUCCAGCAGAUUACGUCUACUAUGACUGGACCAAUAAUUGUUGAAGAUGUGAUCUAUGAAAAUGGUGAUAGUGAUGGCAGUGGUCCUAUUCCAUUGAAAGAUUUGGUGUUCCGUCGCCUUACUUUUGAGAGAAGCUUGGGUUUGGUGCAAUCAGAGGCAUUGCUAGUUCGACAAGAAUGUACUGAAAAGAGUCCUGGUGAAAUGGCGUGGAAGAAAACCAUCUCUUCCAAAUCUAGAAAAAAGGGAAGCCGGAGAAAAAGCGAUUCUCGCACAUCAUCAAUUGAUGAAUCGAGAGAAAAUCAGAAGGUUGAUCACAACUACCUUGCCAGUGCUUAUCACAGUGGGAUCAUUUCUGGGUUUACGUUGGUAGCUUCUAAGCUGGAAAAUUUGGCAUCAUCUGGAAGAACAGUUAAAACAGUUGUAAUUGGUCUUGGGGCUGGACUUCUUCCUAUGUUUCUCCGGAGAUGCAUGCCGUUUUCGUACAUCGAGGUGGUGGAGCUGGAUCCUAUGAUUUUAGAUCUAGCAAAGGACCAUUUUGGCUUUAUAGAGGAUGAGAAGCUGAAGGUGCACAUUGCUGAUGGAAUCCGCUUUGUUAGAAAUGCGGCAAACGAUUCAACAGCUUCUAAAAUUACAGCUAACGAUCAAAAUGAUGAUUACAGUUCCUGCAAAGGAAACUUGCCAUUUCCCAAUGGAAGUGGUGCCAACUCUCUCACUGAAGGCGAGAAGAGCACCCAAUUUGAUAUACUCAUUAUCGAUGCGGAUUCAUCCGAUGUGAGUUCUGGAUUGACAUGUCCUCCGGCAGAUUUCAUGGAAGAAUCUUUUCUUUUGUGCGUAAAGGAAUCCCUUUCCAAAGAAGGUCUCUUUGUCAUUAAUCUGGUUUCUAGGUCCCCCGCCAUCAGGGAGACAGUUGUUUCAAGAAUGCAGACGGUCUUUAGCCGCCUCUUCUGCCUUGAGCUUGAGGGAGAAGUCAAUGAGGUUUUGUUUGCUCUUCCUAUGGAGGUGUGUAUUGGUGAGGAUGGUCUCUCUGAAGCGGCUGUUCAACUUGAGAAGCUGUUGAAUUUUGCCCACAAUGAGAGAGGUCCCAACAUCCUAGAGACUGCAAAGAAGAUCAAUUGUCUGAAGUAGGAGAUGGCCCACCUCAUCAAGUUUCUUAGGUCAAAUGGAUCCGGUGAGCCUUUUUGAUACCGAAUUCAAUUAAUGUUGUUAUUAUAUAGAACUUAUCAGAUGGGUUAUCAAGUCA